AAAAAGAGAACGAAAUGAAACAGAAUUUAAAAGUCAAGAAGAGAGACAGUGGUAUAAGCGGAUAGCGAUCUCUCUUUUUCUUUCUCUCUUUCUGUUCUUUUUUGCCCUUUGAUAAUAAUCAGAGAGAAGGAAGAGAGAGAGAGAGACAGAUAAAUAACUAAAUAAAAAUAAUAAUAAUAAUUAAGAAAAGACGAAAUUGACCUGAGUCUCUUCUCCUUCUCUCUGCCGCUUUCUCCUUUUUUCCCAUUUCCGAUUGUGUUGUACGGUCGGCCGCCAUGAACGAGAAGGCUAACGUUUCUAAAGAGCUUAAUGCCAAACACAGAAAGAUCUUGGAAGGACUUCUUAAAUUGCCCGAGAAUAGGGAAUGUGCUGACUGCAAAUCCAAAGGUCCAAGAUGGGCAAGUGUAAAUUUAGGUAUCUUUAUAUGCAUGCAAUGUUCAGGAAUCCAUAGAAGUCUUGGGGUGCACAUAUCGAAGGUUCGAUCUGCAACCCUUGACACAUGGCUUCCAGAACAAGUUGCAUUUAUUCAGUCAAUGGGAAAUGACAAGGCAAAUAGUUAUUGGGAAGCAGAGUUACCCCCCAACUAUGAUAGAGUUGGAAUAGAGAAUUUUAUUCGUGCAAAGUAUGAAGAGAAGAGAUGGGUCCCCAAAGAUGGAAAACCACAAUCUCCUCCUCAAGGGCGUGAUGAAAGGCCUUACAUGUCUGGGCAGAGAUCCAAUGAAAGAAGUGGGCCUCAGUAUACGAGCAGUUCGGAAAAUGUGUCUGAUGACAGGAAGAAUCCUCAACCACCAAGUUCAAAAGUUAGUUUUCCUACCACAAGAGUUAGUCUUCCCAUUCCUCCCAAGGGACCUGAGGAGGUCACCCCUCCUUCAAAGCCCCAAAAUGUUAUUCAGAAAACUGAACCAAGAGUGAACCCAGGUGAAGCAACAAAGAAUGCUGCAACUGCUGCUCCAGCUCCUCCACCUAAAGUUAAUUUUGCUACUGACUUUUUUGAUAUGCUAUCAAUGGAUGGCCCUAGUGAAAAUGGCUCGGAGGCAGCUUCAAAUGAUGAGAAUGGAUGGGCAGGGUUUCAAUCUGCAGUUGCCGAAGAAACAUCAGCAACAGAUAAAAACGCUGGAACUAAAGCAGUUGAGACCAACACCAACUCCACUCCUGGAAUUGAGGAUCUAUUUAAAGAUUCAGUUUCUUUAACACCUUCAGUACCAGAGAAACCCCAGAAAGAUGUAAAAAAUGAUAUUAUGAGCCUUUUUGAGAAGACCAACAUGGUAUCUCCAUUUGCCAUGCAUCAACAACAACUUGCAAUGCUGGCACAGCAACAAUCCCUUCUCAUGGCUGCUGCAGCCAAAUCAGGUGUCAUGGACCCAAAAUUUCCUGGUGGUAUUCAACAGGCUGGGUCCAAUGGCAUCAACUUGCCUGCUCAAAAUUGGCCGAACCUUGGCUAUCAAAUUCCUGGAUUGGUCAUGCCAGUAGCUGGCGGGCAAGGUGACCCAAGGAAACUUAUACAGACUGGUAAUACAGGACUCUCAAAUCCGGUGGCAAGCUCUGUACCAUAUCCAACAUCUAGCUUUUACACCAUGGGGCAGGUGGCCCCUGUUAAUGGUGUGGCAACUGCAGGAAUGAGUAAGCCUCAAUCCACAGCUCCAGUUUCAUCAGGUACUUCAUCACAAUCUGCAAAGGAUUAUGAUUUCUCCGCCUUAACACAAGGCUUUUUCUCGAAGCAUUGAGUUUCCCGGGGGUGGAAAUGUUGGAUCUUUCAUACCAAUACGAAAAUUAGUUGUAUUACAAGGAAAAAUAGCUCCUGAAGAUUUUUCUUGUGUUUGGCGAUUGUAAACUAUUUGUAGAGGCAGUUUCAGUUUUUCUCAUAUUUGGUUGAUGGUUCAUUUGUAUUUGAGUAGAUGUGUAUUCGAAGCAAUAAGAAUGGGUUUAGAAUUCUCCACUUAUUUUUACCUUUUCCGUUUGCUGAUUCUGAACCGAACAAAAAUAUUCCUAUAAAUAUGAAUAUACGAAUAUGUAUCUUGAAAAUGUA
This is a messenger RNA of Ricinus communis (castor bean), 2026 nucleotides long. Its product is annotated as ADP-ribosylation factor GTPase-activating protein AGD5. Gene Ontology annotation, molecular function: GTPase activator activity. Lineage: Eukaryota; Viridiplantae; Streptophyta; Magnoliopsida; Malpighiales; Euphorbiaceae. The transcript has 11 exons. The record is from RefSeq and is a predicted model, not a curated record. The coding region runs from base 276 to 1724 and encodes 482 amino acids.